Molecule: messenger RNA, 7528 nt
Organism: Hydra vulgaris (swiftwater hydra)
Lineage: Eukaryota; Metazoa; Cnidaria; Hydrozoa; Anthoathecata; Hydridae
Product: serine/threonine-protein kinase mTOR
Biological process (GO): protein phosphorylation; TOR signaling; negative regulation of macroautophagy
Cellular component (GO): TORC1 complex; nucleus; TORC2 complex
Molecular function (GO): protein-containing complex binding; protein serine/threonine kinase activity; protein binding
Source: RefSeq, a predicted model, not a curated record
AGUUUUCAGUUCAAUAAAAAUGAUGCUACAGCAAAAAAUGUUACAAAUUUUAAAUGGGCUAAAAAGUCCAAAUGAAAAUCAUAGAAACAAAGUUGCUCAAGAGUUGCAGCAUUUUUUCACAACUGAGCUAAGAGAAAUACCAGCAGAUCAGCUUAAUGAAUUAAUGGACAUGUUAACUCAUCAUAUAUGUGAAUUGGUUAACAGUACCAAUGUAAAUGAAAAGAAGGGUGGAAUAUUAGCAAUAGUUGGGCUUAUCAAUGCUGAUGGUAAUUCAAACCGUACAUCUCGAUUUGUCAAUUACUUAAGAAAUAUGCUACCAUGCAGUGAUGUAACAGUCAUGGAAAUGGUGGCAAAGACCGUUGGUAGGUUAUCACAAGUUGGUGGAACAUUUUCAUCAGAUUAUGUAGAGUUUGAAAUUAAGAAAGCUUUAGAAUGGCUUUAUGGAGAUCGGCAUGAAGGAAGAAGGCAUGCUGCUGUGCUUGUACUAAGAGAGCUAGCAAUAACAGCACCAACCUUUUUCUUCCAACAUGUCCAAUCGUUUUUUGAUUAUUUUUUCAAUGCUGUUCGUGAUCCUAAGCCACAAAUCCGUGAAGGAGCUGCAGAAGCUUUGCGAGCAUGUUUUGCAAUUAUAGCUCAACGAGAAACAAAGAAAAAUCACUAUACUCACUACUAUAAGCAAGUGUAUACUGAAGCAAUGAAAGGAAUAGAUGAUGGAGCUACUUCAAGGGAGCGUGGAAAUAUUUUAAGUAAAGAAGAUAAGGUUCAUGGUUCUUUACUUGUAUUACAGGAACUUAUUAGAAAUAGCAGUAUUGAAGGAGAGAGAUUAAGACAGCAAAUGGAAGAAGUGUAUGGAGAUAAAACCUCUCAAGAGAUAUAUAGUCGAGAUAUACCAUGGUCAAAAUCGUCUCGUUUUCUUUCUCACCAAGCUCAUCCAAUUCAACUCUCAUUUAUGCCACUAAAUGUUGGGCAUCAAAUUCCAUUAUCUCAAAGUCGGUACUGCAAAGAGUUCAUGGAAACUCACUUUGAUGAUGUUUGCAAUGCUGUCCUUAGCCAGAGAUCAUUUAAGAGUAGUCUUGUUCAACACACGUUGCUCACUUUCCUUCCUCAACUUGCUGCUUUUAAUUCUAAAUCAUUUAAGAAGACGUACUUCAAGACAACAAUUUCUCAUAUGAUCAAUGCUUUAAAAAAGGAUCGUGAAAAGUCUACAGCAUUUGAAGCUAUAGGGCUGCUAGCAUUGGCAUUAAAAAAUGAUAUAGCUACAGGCUUGCAAGAAUGGAAAAGUGUUCUUGAACAUAUCAAGCUUUUGUUAAUUAAUAAAGAGCCACUUAACAGACGACGAACAACACCCAUUGAUUCUAUGGUUUUUGCUUGUGUUAGUAUGACUGCGAGAGCUUUUGGUCAAAAACAUUUUGCCAAAGAAAUUCAAGAUAUCAUCAUACUAAUGCUUAGUGCUGGUUUAAGUCCUGCUUUGACUGCAUCACUCCAAGAAUUAGCUGAAGCAAUGCCAAUUAUGAAAAAACAAAUUCAAAAUGGUUUGGUAGCAUUGUUAACAAACAUUCUUGAACAAAGGCCUAUUCGUCAAACAGGUCUUCCAAAAAGUGCUGCAGCUACUACUACUGCAGUCUCUGGUACCACAAGUGCUGAUGAUGAUAUUGCUAUGACAACAUUAGCUCUGCGAACACUUGGAACAUUUGAUUUUGAAGGACUGGGAUUAGCGCGCUACAUUACUAGUUGUGCUGCUUUCUUAUUGAAUGAAAACAAAAGAAUCAGAAUUGAAGCAGUUCGUACAUGUUCAUAUCUAUUGGAACCUACAUUACAUCCUAUGGUAGUACCGAAUGUAUCAAUUUCUUAUCCUAUCAGUUCAGCAAACACCCAAGUUGUAAGUGAAGUUCUCAGUAAGCUGCUUACUGUUGGAAUAACUGAUCAAGAUCCAGACAUUCGCUUUUGUGUGCUUAAAUCAUUGGACCAAAAGUUUGAUUCUCACCUGGCUCAAGCUGAAAACUUGCAGGCAUUAUUUAUUGCAUUAAAUGAUGAAGAGUUUGAGAUUCGUGAACUUGCGCUUUGCAUGAUUGGCAGAUUAAGUAGUUACAAUCCAGCUUAUAUUAUGCCUUCUUUAAGAAGAACUCUUAUCCAAAUACUAACUGAACUUGAAUAUAGUGGUGUUGGAAGAAGUAGAGAGCAGAGUGCGAGAAUGCUUGCACACCUAGUUUCUAAUGCUCCCAGAUUGAUUCGACCAUACAUGGAGCCAAUUUUAAAGGCUCUAGUACCUAAAUUAAAAGAUAAAGAUCCAAACCCUGGUGUUGUAACUAGUAUUCUUGCUACUAUUGGGGAACUAGCACAGGUUGGUGGUUUUGAAAUGCGAAAGUAUAUAGAUGAGUUAUUUCCGGUUAUAAUUGAAAUGCUUCAAGAUGCUUCUUCCCUUGCAAAAAGAGAGGUCGCAUUAUGUACACUAGGACAACUAGUAGAAAGCACAGGAUAUGUUGUUGAGCCAUACAAGAAGUAUCCAAAUUUGCUUGAAGUUCUUCUGAACUUUCUUAAGACUGAACAGUCUCCUGGAGUCAGAAAAGAGGCAAUUAGAGUAUUGGGGUUGCUUGGUGCUUUAGAUCCAUAUAAGUAUAAACAGAUAACAAAUGCUAAAGAUGCUCUUACAAAAAAAGAUGAUGCAGAAAAUUCAGAAUCAAAUGCUAGUGAAAUGCUUGUUAAUAUGGGGAGUGCUCAGCUUGAUGACUUUUAUCCGGCCAUUGUUAUUGCUUCUAUGAUGCGAAUAAUGCGUGAUCCAGUGCUUGCAGCAUAUCAUCAUACUGCAAUUCAAGCUGUUCAUUUUAUAUUUAACAACAUGGGAAUGAAAGGUGUACAAUACUUACCACAAUUAAUGCCUUCUUAUUUAAAUGUCAUAAGGACCUGUGAGCCUGGCUUUCGUGAUUAUGUGUUACAAAUGUUGGGUCAACUAAUAUCAGUGGUAAAACAACAUAUCAGAAACUAUUUAGAUGAAAUUUUUAGUUUAAUACGAGAGUAUUGGGUUCUUACAAGUCAGGUAACAUUGCAAAAUACUUUCAUCGAUUUGAUAGUGCAGUUAUCUAUAGCUCUUGGUGGAGAGUUUAAAUUGUACUUGCCGCAAAUCCUUCCUCACAUGCUCAAAGUUUUUAAUAACGAUCAGAGUGAACAUCAAGUUGUCACCUGCAAGCUUCUUACAAGUAUUCAAAAAUUUGGUGAAAGUUUUGAUGAUUAUUUACAUUUGCUUAUACCCCCUGUUGUAAAACUGUUUGACUCUACAUCUGCUCAGCUAACUAAAGAAGUUCAAUUAGCUGCUCUAGAAACACUUGAAAAACUAUGCGAUUGUGCUGAUUUACGAGAGUUUUCAGCUCGAAUAAUUCAUCCAAUUAUUCGUGUGCUAGACAAUUUUCCUGAAUUACGCCCUGCUGCAAUGAAAACACUAGCAGCUAUUGCAUCUCAGAUGGGAAAGAGUUUUUCAAUUUUUGCUCCAGCUGUUAGCAAAGUUUUAUCAAGGCACAAGAUUAGUGACCUUAAUUAUGACUGCAUCAUUGCAAGAAUUAACAAAGGAUCUAUUGAUUAUGAAACUGAUCCAUUAUAUAAACGCAAACAUAACAAAUCAAACUUGCAAAAUGAUCAAACCCUUGUAGCUCCAAGUGAUGGCUUAAGAAAAAUGGUUGUAAAAGCCAAUUGUCUUCAAAAAGCAUGGACAUCAGUCUGUUGCAUAUCAAAAGAUGAUUGGAUUGAAUGGUUGCGUCGAUUUAGUCAAGAGCUAAUAAAAGAAUCGCCUUCUCCUGUACUACGCUCAUGUCAGCUGUUAGCACAACAAUAUAAUCCACUUGCUAGGGAUCUUUUCAAUGCUGCAUUUGUGUCUUGCUGGUCUGAACUCUCAGAAGAACAGCAAGAUGAACUUGUUGCAAGUUUAGAACAAGCAUUGAAGUCUCAAAACAUUCAACAGAUAACACAAACCCUUUUGAACUUAUCAGAGUUUAUGGAACAUUGUGAAAUAAAAGGGACAUUUUCUUUGAAUAUCGAGCUACUUGGUGAAUGUGCAACUAAUUGUAGAGCCUAUGCUAAGGCUCUUCAUUAUAAAGAAGAAGAAUUUCAGAAAGCAGUAACAACAGAAGUUCUUGAGUCCCUAAUCAGCAUCAACAAUAAAUUACAAAAUCCUGAAGCUGCUAAUGGAGUACUGCUUUAUGCAAUGCGCAAUUCUAAAGUUGAUUAUAAAGUGCAGCAGAGAUGGUUUGAGAAAUUGCAUGAUUGGGAGCAUGCAUUAGAGGCGUAUGAAAUUAAAAAUGAGCAAAAUCCUAACGAUGAUGACCUGCUUCUUGGUAGAAUGAGGUGCUUAGAAGCCCUUGGCAAAUGGAGAGAGUUAAACAAACUCGCCACUGAAAAGUGGCAAAGUGUAGAAGACAACAUCAGACAUAAAAUGGCAAGAACUGCAGCAUCAGCUGCAUGGGGCCUAGGUGAAUGGGAACAUAUGGAAGAAUACACAUGCAUGAUACCAAGAGAGAAACUAGAAGGUGCAUUUUUUCGAGCUGUAUUAGCAUUACAUAAAGAUCAAUAUGACCGUGCACAAAGUUGCAUUGACAGUGCAAGGGAUAUGCUUGACACAGAAUUAACAGCCAUGGUUGGAGAAUCUUAUAAUCGAGCUUAUGGAUCUAUGGUAACUGUUCAAAUGUUGUCUGAACUUGAGGAGGUCAUUACUUAUAAAUUGUGUGCAGAGCGCAGAGAAGCUAUUCGUCAAGCAUGGUGGGAUCGUUUGCAAGGAUGUCAGCCAGUAGUAGAAGAUUGGCAGCGAAUACUGCAAGUUCAUUCACUUGUGCUUAAACCACAAGAUAAUCAAAAGACAUGGUUAAAGUAUGCAAGCUUGUGCAGGAAAUCAGGGCAGCUGGCACUGUCUUAUCAAACAUUGAUUACCUUGCUGGGUACUGAUCCUUCACUUUCACCUGACCAACCCAUUCCAUCUAAUUUUCCUAAAGUCACAUUUGCAUACAUGAAACAUUUGUGGAAAAGUGGCCAAAGAGAUAGUGCAUUUUUCAAUCUCCAACACUUUGUACGAAACACACUUCGUCCUAAGGCAUAUCAAGUAUCACCAUCAGAAGAAAAUGAAAAUAGUCAAGCACUUGUGUGUUUACUUGCCAAAUGUCACUUAAAACUCGGGGAGUGGAUGACAGUUAUUCAAGGUAUUAACUCUACAACAAUUACACCAAUUCUUCAAUAUUAUGCUGCAGCUACUGAAAAUGCCAGCAAGUGGUAUAAAGCAUGGCACUCAUGGGCUUUAAUGAAUUAUGAAAGUGUUUUAUAUUAUAAAAAUAGUCAACCCCUUUCUGCAUCACAAUUUUCUCCUCCUGGUUCACCACGAAAGACUACUGAUCCAUCUGUUCAAAACUACAUUGUUCCAGCUGUUGAAGGGUUUUUUCGUUCUAUUGCUUUAUUUAUGGGAAACUCUUUGCAAGACACCCUCAGAUUGCUUACUCUAUGGUUUGAGUUUGGUCAUUGGCCAGAUGUUCAUGAAGCUUUAGUAAAUGGUAUAAAAACAAUUCACAUUGAUAAUUGGUUGCAGGUGAUACCUCAAUUAAUAGCUAGAAUAGAUUCGCCUCGUCAGUUAAUCAGCCGACUUAUUCAUCAACUUCUAUCAGAUGUUGGAAAGCAACAUCCUCAGGCAUUAAUAUACCCAUUGACUGUUGCAUCAAAAUCCCCAAAUGCUGAUCGGCACAAUGCAGCAAAUCAAAUCCUACAAAAUCUAUGCGAACACAGCUCUGCACUUGUGCAGCAGGCAAUGAUGGUUAGUGAAGAGCUUAUUAGAGUUGCUAUUUUAUGGCAUGAGUUGUGGUAUGAGGGCCUUGAGGAAGCAUCAAGACUUUAUUUUGGAGAGAGAAAUGUGAAGGGGAUGUUUGGUGUUCUUGAACCACUUCAUAUGAUGAUGGAGAGAGGACCACAAACACAUAAUGAAACUUCAUUCCAGCAGGCUUAUGGUCGUGAUUUAAUGGAGGCUCUAGAAUGGUGUCGAAAUUAUCAAAAAACUAAUAAUGAUAAAGACUUGACUCAAGCUUGGGAUCUUUAUUAUCAUGUUUUUAGGCGAAUCUCAAAACAACUCCCUCAGUUGACUUCUUUAGAACUGCAGUAUGUAUCUCCUAAACUUUUGAACUGUAUAGAUCUAGAAUUGGCUAUGCCAGGUACUUAUGAACCAGAUAAACCAAUCACACGCAUAAAAAAUAUUAGUACUACAUUAAAUGUUAUUACAUCAAAACAACGUCCUCGUAAGUUGACCAUCACAGGCAGCAAUGGUGCAGUAUUUAUGUUUGUGCUGAAAGGACAUGAAGAUUUAAGACAAGAUGAGAGGGUUAUGCAGUUGUUUGGAUUAGUUAAUACUCUCCUUUCAAAUGAUUCUGUUACAUUUAAAAGGCAUUUAAGUAUUCAACGUUAUGCUGUGAUCCCGUUGUCUACAAACUCUGGUCUAAUUGGAUGGGUUCCAUAUUGUGAUACACUUCACACUUUAAUUCGUGAUUAUCGAGAGAAGAAAAAAAUUCUUUUAAAUAUUGAGCAUCGAAUUAUGUUACGAAUGGCUCCAGAUUAUGAACACCUGUCAUUGAUGGAGAAAGUGGAAGUUUUUGAGCAUGCAUUAAGCAACACUCAAGGAGACGACUUAGCAAAAAUACUUUGGUUGAAAAGUCCAAGUUCAGAGGUUUGGUUUGAUCGUCGCACUAAUUAUACUAGAUCGUUAGCUGUAAUGUCAAUGGUUGGAUAUAUAUUAGGUCUCGGUGACAGGCAUCCUUCAAAUUUAAUGUUGGAUAGAAUGUCUGGUAAAAUUCUACACAUUGAUUUUGGCGACUGUUUUGAAGUGGCCAUGACUCGAGAGAAAUUUCCUGAGAAAGUUCACUUUAGGUUGACAAGAAUGUUGAUAAAUGCAAUGGAGGUGACAGGAAUCGAUGGAAAUUAUAAAAUGACAUGCGAGAGUGUCAUGAAAGUCCUUCAUGAGAAUAAGGACAGCUUGAUGGCAGUGUUGGAAGCAUUUGUUUAUGAUCCUUUGCUUAAUUGGAAACUGAUUGACACUCCUAAAGAAAAAAGAUCACAAGGUAGAACUGGUGAGGGUUACAGCACACAAAACAAAGAAUUUCAAGAAAGUUUUGAUCACACCCACGAUCGACCCCGUGGUAACAAAGCAGCUGCCGCCGAACAACCUUUACAAAAUUUAGAAGAUGGAGCGAAACCUGAGGCUGUUAAUAAGCGAGCCUUACAGAUCAUCAAUCGAGUUAGAGAUAAGCUUACUGGUCGAGAUUUUAAUAACAAUGAGGCCAUAGAAGUCGAAAAACAGGUCGACGCUUUAAUUCUUCAAGCUACUUCACAUGCGAAUCUAUGCCAAGCUUACAUUGGGUGGUGUCCGUUUUGGUAAGACGAUGCUUUCAUGGUGGAAGAUAUAGACGUUAAUAAUAUUUUAUAUUUUUUAUAUAUUUUUGUAUAUAUUUUUGUUAUUUUAUUAUACCUAUAUUUGAUUUGAUGAAGAAAUAGAUAUUAGCUAAAAUGUAAAUAAGAA